Molecule: messenger RNA, 2569 nt
Organism: Melampsora larici-populina 98AG31
Lineage: Eukaryota; Fungi; Basidiomycota; Pucciniomycetes; Pucciniales; Melampsoraceae
Exons: 5
Coding region: 1-2472 (823 amino acids)
Biological process (GO): mitochondrial translational elongation
Cellular component (GO): mitochondrion
Molecular function (GO): GTPase activity; translation elongation factor activity; GTP binding
Source: RefSeq, a predicted model, not a curated record
AUGUUGAUUGAAGACGACGCCGAGAACACCCGAAAGAAAUUAGACCAAAAGGAAGAACUAAGAGAAAGAAGAAUGAACUAUACUUCAAUCAGACUCAGAGGAACAUCAAAGCUUACAACAAAUUGGAUCAAUGGAGUAAACAGGAUACAAAGGAAUUCAUCAUUCAAAUUCAUUCAAAGCUCAACUCAACAAUACCAAUCAACUUCAUCAUCAACUUCAACUCUCACCAAAUCAAAUCAAUUUCUUUCAAAUCAAACACGAUGGGCUUCUUCUACAACAAGUUCAACAGACAAAUCAAAAAAUCCAUCAUCAAAAACUUAUCAAUUGACACCGGAGGAUCAUCUUAGACUUAGAACUCAACGUAAUGUUGGUAUUUCAGCUCAUAUCGAUUCAGGAAAAACAACACUUACAGAAAGAGUUUUAUAUUAUACUGGAAGAAUUAAAUCUAUACAUGAAGUAAGAGGUAGAGAUCAAGUUGGAGCCAAGAUGGAUCAUAUGGAAUUAGAAAGAGAAAAAGGCAUCACUAUUCAAUCUGCUGCUACAUUUUGUGAUUGGCAAGUAGAACAAAAUCCAGAUUUAUCGGCAGGUGAAUCACAUUCUAUCAAUAUCAUCGAUACGCCUGGACAUGUUGAUUUCACUAUCGAAGUAGAACGUGCACUUCGAGUUCUAGAUGGGGCUGUACUUGUACUUUGUGCAGUUUCAGGUGUUCAAAGUCAAACUAUUACUGUAGAUCGUCAAAUGAGACGUUAUAAUGUUCCUAGAGUAUGUUUUAUUAAUAAAAUGGAUCGUCAAGGUGCCAAUCCUGCUAGAGUAAUCGGUCAUCUACGUACUAAAUUAAAAUUAACUUGUGCUCAAGUUCAAUACCCAAUCGGAGCUGAAGAUGGAUACGAAGGAGUAGUUGAUUUAGUAAGACUCAAGACAAUUCGACAAACUGGAGAGAAAGGUGUCACGAUUGUUGAAUCAGAUGAAAUCCCAGAAUCAAUUUCAAACGAAGUGAAAGCCAAACGUCAAGAGUUAAUCGAGAUUGUGGCAGAUUGUGAUGAUCAAUUGGCCGAUUUAUUCUUAGAAGAGAAACCGAUUAGUUCUGGGGAAUUAGCUGCUGCAAUCAGAAGGGCUACUAUUUCGUUAAAAUUCACACCUGUCUUUAUGGGUAGCGCUUUAGCUAAUAAGGGUGUUCAACCGUUAUUAGAUGGAAUAUGUAGUUAUUUACCUAAUCCUUCCGAAGUGGCCUCUGUUGCAUUAGAUGUUUCUACUAGUACUACUGAUCCACCUUCAGUGGAAAUCAGUCCGACUGCGACUGCACCAUUGGUUGGAUUGGCAUUCAAACUUGAAGAAGGUCGAUUUGGUCAACUAACUUAUUUAAGAGUCUAUCAAGGUACAUUGAAACGAGGGAAUCAGAUCACGAAUGUAAGGACUGGAAAAAGAGUCAAGGUUCCUCGAUUGGUUAGAAUGCAUAGUGAUGAAAUGGAAGAUGUGAAUGAGAUUAAGGCAGGUGAAAUCUGUGCGAUGUUUGGUGUGGAAUGUUCAUCUGGAGAUACAUUCACAGAUGGAACGGUUCAGCUUUCAAUGACUUCGAUGUUUGUUCCCGAUCCAGUGAUAUCUCUUUCUAUCAGACCAAAAGGCCAAGAAACCCCACAUUUCUCAAAAGCUCUCCAAAGAUUUCAGAAGGAAGAUCCUACGUUUCGAGUCCAUGUUGAUGCAGAGUCAUCUGAGACGAUCAUCAGUGGAAUGGGAGAGCUUCAUUUAGAUAUCUACGUAGAACGAAUGAAACGUGAAUAUGGUGUGGAAGUAGUAACAGGAAAACCAAGAGUAGCAUUCAAGGAAGCUAUCACCACUGAAAGCGCUUUCAAUUAUGUUCAUAAGAAACAGACUGGAGGUGCUGGUCAGUAUGCAAAGGUCGUUGGAAGAAUCUUACCAAUGGAACGUGAUGAGGAAACAGGUGAGGACACAUGCUAUGAGAGUAGGAUUACAGGUGGUACGAUUCCUGCUUCCUUUAUACCAGCUGUUGAAAAAGGUUUCAGAGACGCAUUACAAAGAGGAGUAUUAACGGGUAAUUCAGUAACAGGAUGUCAUUUCAUUCUCGAAGAUGGUGCCCAUCAUAUUGUAGAUUCAUCUGAAUUAGCUUUCAGAUUAGCAGCGCAAGGAGCAUUCAGGGAAGCUUUUAAAGCUGCCAAUCCAGUGAUUUUAGAACCGAUUAUGAAAGUUGAAGUAACUGCUCCUAUUGAAUAUCAAGGUAAUGUGAUUGGUGGUUUGAAUCAGAGGAGAGGUACGAUUGUAGAUACAGAUGUUGGAGUGGAUGAAGUGGUUUUGAUUGCUGAAGUAUCUUUGAAUGAUAUGUUUGGAUAUGCAUCUCAAUUGAGAGGAAUGACUCAGGGUAAAGGAGAGUUCAGUAUGGAAUAUUUAAAACAUUCGCCUGUAUUACCUAAUGUACAACGAGAGAUGAUUGAUCAGUAUAAGAACUUUAGGGGAUGAUUGUCUUUUCUGAAUGGUUACCUGAUAUGAUAGAUUUAUAGAUACCAAUUCAUAGAUUUAUAGAAAGUGGAAAUGGAAAUAUAAUUGAUGGUUGUUC